UCCUCCUGGGGGGCCGGGAGCCUCCGCGUCCUUCUCGCCUCUCUUUGGGGGCGCUUGUGGGGCGGCAUCCAUGGCUUUGGCUGGGCUCCCCCUGGUGCUGCUGGUGGGGACGCUGGGCCGGAUCCCCGGGAGCGAAGGGGAGAAGGAGACCCCCGCCCAUUUCCUGCACCAGACGAAGCACGAGUGCCUCUUCCUCAAUGGGACGCAGCGAGUGCGGUACCUGCACCGCGACUUCUAUGACCGCCAGGAGAUCGACUACUUCGACAGCGACCUCGGGAAGUUCGUGGCUGUCACUCCGUUGGGGCAGCCCGAUGUGGAAAAGUGGAACAGAGACAAGCAGAUCCUGCAGGACCAGAAGGCCGCUGUGGAUUUCUUCUGCCGACAAAACUAUGAGAGGGGCAGCUAUGAGGCGGCCAAGAGGGAGGAGCGCCUGAUCGGCCGGAAAA
Molecule: messenger RNA, 446 nt
Organism: Notechis scutatus (mainland tiger snake)
Lineage: Eukaryota; Metazoa; Chordata; Lepidosauria; Squamata; Elapidae
Source: RefSeq, a predicted model, not a curated record